Oppiella nova is the source of this 2472-nucleotide messenger RNA. Lineage: Eukaryota; Metazoa; Arthropoda; Arachnida; Sarcoptiformes; Oppiidae. The record is from the annotation of a GenBank genome assembly.
AUGAACAUUGAGCAAUUGCAAAAAACAUUACAUGCAAGUCAGUAUGCAGAACAAGUAUUAAGUCUACAUCAAGCCACUUUAGAACAUGAUUAUGCAAUUGAUCAAUUUCAACAAUCGCUCAGUACAGCUCAAAUUCAACAACUUGUUUACGAUCAUUUAGUUAAUAUUCAAGAUGAAAAUACGUGGAUGAAAGUCUUACGUAUUCUUCGUGCACGCUUAAUGUUUCGUUGGAUUUGGCAAGAUGCCAACCAACUGACCAAUGUGGUGAAGUUGACACGAGAACUGUCUGAUUUUGCAGAUGCCUGUAUCGUUGCAGCAAAAGAUUUUGCCCGAAUUUCUUUGCUGGCAAAACAUGGCGAACCAAUGGGUUAUAACGGAAAGCUUCAAGAUUUGAUCGUCAUUGGGAUGGGCAAGCUUGGGGCACAAGAGCUGAACUUAUCUAGUGAUAUUGACCUGAUUUUUGCCUUUGAUGAACAGGGUGAAAGCAAUGGUCGUAAGUGUAUUGAUGUACAGCAAUUUUGCAUCUUGUGGGGGCAAAAACUGAUCUAUUUAUUGGAUCAUAUUACUGCAGAUGGUUUUGUAUUCCGUGUGGAUAUGCGUUUACGUCCUUGGGGGGAUGGUUCAGCACUGGCAAUAAGUCAUGUGGCUUUAGAAAAAUAUUUAAGUCAGCAUGGGCGUGAGUGGGAACGUUAUGCAUGGAUUAAGGCACGUAUUAUCACGGGUGGACAAGACGGUGAUAGUUUAUUGGACAUGACCCGCCCAUUCGUUUUUCGUAAAUAUGUAGAUUACACCGCUUUUGAAGCCAUGCGUGAAAUGAAAGCCAUGAUUGAACGAGAGGUGGCUCGGCGUAACAUUGCAGAUGAUAUUAAGCUGGGCGCUGGUGGUAUUCGUGAAGUUUUUCAGCUGAUUUAUGGCGGAGCAAAAUUAGAGUUACAAGACCGCCAAUGCCUUGUUAGCCUAAAACAUUUGGGUGAGGCAGGCUUACUCGAUCAUCAAUCCGUUGAGGAUCUUGAAGAUGCCUAUCUAUUCUUACGACGUGUAGAGCAUGCUAUUCAAGCUUUGAAUGACCAGCAAACACAAUCUUUACCAACCGAGCCUGAACUUCAAUUUUGGCCACAUUUGGUUGAAGCAGUUUUACAGUCGAAUAGUCCGCAAGUGGCUUUAAUGCGAUUGAUGCCGUUGGUCGAAUCUGUAAUGCGCCGUACUGUGUAUUUGGUGAUGCUGAUUGAAAGCAAAGGGGCGCUGCAACGUUUGGUCAAAAUGGCGACAGUCAGUCCAUGGAUUUGUGAGGAAUUGACACAUUAUCCAGUUCUGCUGGAUGAGUUUUUAUCCAUGGAUUUUGAACUGCCUCGACGAGAUUAUUUGGAAGAUUCACUACGCCAGCAAUUACUGCGUAUUGAAAUCGAUCAAGUUGAAGAUCAAAUGCGAGUAUUGCGCUUAUUUAAAAAAUCCAAUGUGCUUACCGUUGCUGCAAGCGAUGUACUAGCAGAAAGCCCGUUGAUGAAAGUUUCGGAUGCUUUAACGGAUAUUGCAGAAGUUUCUGUGAUUGCAACAUUAAAUUUAGCUUAUCAGACGGUUGCCAAGCGUCAUGGUUAUCCUGUCGAUGCAGAAGGCCUACGUUGUUCAUUAGACCACAUGGCCUAUGCUGUGAUUGGUUAUGGCAAAGUAGGCGGCAUUGAGCUGGGCUAUGGUUCAGACCUCGAUCUGGUUUUUAUUCAUUAUAUGGAUGAACAAGCAGAUACUGAUGGUCAAAAGGCCAUUAGUGGCUUUGAAUUUGCCAUGCGUGUUGCGCAAAAAUUUAUGUCUCUGAUGACCACACAAACUUUAGAUGGUCGAGUCUAUGAAAUUGAUACCCGUUUGCGCCCAUCUGGUGAAGCAGGCUUAUUGGUCACCAGUUUAAAAGCAUUUGAACAGUACCAACUCAAAAGUGCCUGGUUGUGGGAACAUCAAGCAAUUGUUCGCGCACGCUCAAUCGCAGGUGAGCAAAGCCUAAGAGCAAAAUUUGAAGAAUUGCGUUGCAGGGUUCUCACAUUACCGAGAGAAGAGGGUACAGUUCGCAAAGAAGUCUUGAACAUGCGUCAGAAAAUGAAAGAUCAUUUGGGUUCCUCAAAAGAUCAGAAAAAAGAUGGAAUUUUUCAUCUAAAACAGGAUGCAGGUGGUAUCGUUGACAUCGAAUUUAUGGCACAGUAUGUCGUAUUAGCCUGGAGUGGGACGAAUCCUGAUCUCGCCCAUUAUUCCGACAACGUACGAAUCCUUGAAGAUGCCGCAAAGGCAGGUUGCUUAUCCAGCGACGAUGUAUCCGCAUUGAUUCAAGCUUAUCUCAGUGAACGCGCCGAGAGCCACCGUUUGGCACUUGCAAAUCAUAAUAUGCAAGUGAGUGCUGCGGAUUGGCACGAUACCCGAGAGGUCGUUUGCAAGUUAUGGCAAAGAUUAAUUGAUCCAACAGCGAGUUUCGCUUUGGAAAGUGAAUAA